Messenger RNA from Strongylocentrotus purpuratus (purple sea urchin), 501 nucleotides. RefSeq lists its product as uncharacterized. The transcript has 2 exons. Lineage: Eukaryota; Metazoa; Echinodermata; Echinoidea; Camarodonta; Strongylocentrotidae. The coding region runs from base 67 to 501 and encodes 144 amino acids. The record is from RefSeq and is a predicted model, not a curated record.
GCCCAUGUCUUAUCACCAUUUUCCAGAGGACUACACUUCUGUCGAGUGAAAAGGACACCUUACACCAUGGAUGGAUUCUGCCUUCUCUAUUUGAUCCUGAUUCUCUUGAUGAGAUCUGGUGACGUUGAAACCAAUCCAGGUCCUAACACUGCAGUAAGUACUGUCAGUGAAUUGGAGUUCCUGAAGCUGGCCCAGGACAUCUCUCCAUCUUACUACAAGGCUGUAGGGAUAUCUUUAGGGAUCCCCCAUGCUCAGCUACAAGCAAUCCUGGUUGAGAAUUUGAAGAACUACACCAAUGCGUUACUGGAUGUGUUUAUGAAAUGGAAUGUCAUGCAGCAACCUCCACACUCAAAUAAACGACAGUUUUUGGCAGACAAACUUCGAGAGAUUGACUUGGGUGGCCUAUCAGACGGAUUACUCAAUGGACCUCCAAUUCCAAACAGCACAGGUAAACAGAAACUAAUUCUUGCAACACCAGAAGACAUAGAAAAUCACUCAUAA